AUGACGUCCGCCUCCCCCUCACCGCGGGCGUCGCCUCGGCGCCGCCGCAGCAGCUCACCCCGUAGCCGCAGCAGGGAGAAUGCUAUGGAUUGCGAUAGAAGCAGAGACAGAGAAAGAGAAAGAGAAAUAGAAGCAGGAAGAUACAGAGACGGAGACAGAGACGGAGACAGAGAGAUAGAUAUAGAAGGAGGCAGAGACGCAGACAGAGAUAGAGAAAGAGAAAGAGAUAGAGAAAGAGAAAGAGAUAGAGAAUCAGAUAGAGGCAGAGACAGAGACAGAGAUAGAGAAUAUGAUAGAGAUAGAGGCAGAGACAGAGAUUUCGACGGAGACAGAGACAGAGCCAGAGGGAGAGGUAGAGAAAGAGAAAGAGAAAGAGAAAGAGAAAGAGAAAGAUACGGAGACAGAGACAGAGAAAGGAUGCUCCAUACUGUCUUCAUUGCAAACCUACCCAAAGAUAUAACUUUUAGAGAGGCAGAGAACCUUCUUGAUGAGUUUGGGCGUCUGGCUGCUUUGCCGAGUCUGGAUCGUCUGAGGAGCUCGACGGAGGCGACGGCAGAAUUUUGUGAUUGGCGGUAA
Messenger RNA from Eimeria mitis, 576 nucleotides. RefSeq lists its product as uncharacterized. Bases 1 to 576 code for a protein of 191 amino acids. The transcript has 2 exons. The record is from RefSeq and is a predicted model, not a curated record. NCBI's taxonomy places the organism in Eukaryota, Apicomplexa, Conoidasida, Eucoccidiorida, Eimeriidae.